AUGCAAGUUCUAAAUUUUUUUUUGACAAUUCUCUCGAGUAUUUCAAUUACAUUUGCAGCUGAUAUCUCAGUAUCAUGUGAAACAGUUCCAUCUGCUAGUUUAGAGAGUACACCAUAUUCAGUUGCUACAAAAAAUGCGGUUGCAAAUGGUGAGUCUGUAGUUGCCAUUCUAAAUUAUUAUAGGUCGGUCACAUACGUUAGUAAUUGUGAUAAUACAACUCCUACCACGACUCCUGUUCCAACCGUUACCGAAAUUUUGUAUUAG
Messenger RNA from Kazachstania africana CBS 2517, 264 nucleotides. RefSeq names its product Aga2p (gene AGA2). NCBI's taxonomy places the organism in Eukaryota, Fungi, Ascomycota, Saccharomycetes, Saccharomycetales, Saccharomycetaceae. Gene Ontology annotation, molecular function: cell adhesion molecule binding. The record is from RefSeq and is a predicted model, not a curated record. The transcript has a single exon. Gene Ontology annotation, cellular component: fungal-type cell wall. The coding region runs from base 1 to 264 and encodes 87 amino acids. Gene Ontology annotation, biological process: agglutination involved in conjugation with cellular fusion.